Messenger RNA from Stegastes partitus (bicolor damselfish), 1044 nucleotides. RefSeq names its product trace amine-associated receptor 8a-like. Gene Ontology annotation, biological process: G protein-coupled receptor signaling pathway. Gene Ontology annotation, molecular function: trace-amine receptor activity. NCBI's taxonomy places the organism in Eukaryota, Metazoa, Chordata, Actinopteri, Pomacentridae. The record is from RefSeq and is a predicted model, not a curated record. The transcript has 3 exons. Gene Ontology annotation, cellular component: membrane. Bases 1 to 1044 code for a protein of 347 amino acids.
AUGCGUAGGUCUGCUCCAGACCACAUGAUGGUCAUGAGGGCAGGAGGGAUGCUGAGGCUAAGGGAGGAAAAUGAUCUGAGGGUCCGGCUGGGUGUGUUGAAGUGGAGGAGCUCAGUCAGGAAGCCGACACCUCACCGGUUUGAAGUUGUGCUUCUGGACAUUGUGCUGUCGUUCAUAUCUGUCCUCACUGUCGUUCUCAACCUGCUCGUCAUCAUCUCAGUCUCCCACUUCAGGCAACUCCACACACCCACUAACAUCCUCCUGCUCUCUCUAGCUGUCUCAGACUUUCUUGUGGGCUUCGUGUCGCUGCCAGGACAAAUUUACCGACGUGCACAAUGUUGGUUUCUUGGGGACCUUUUAUGUUCUCUUUACUAUUAUGUGUCCUACCUUGUUUUCAGUACUUCAGUAGGAAACAUGGUGCUUAUAUCAGCUGACCGAUAUGUGGCUAUUAUUCACCCACUGCAUUAUACCACCAGAAUCACUGUGACAAAAGUCAAAUUCUGUGUUUUUUUGUGUUGGUUCUGUUCAAUUUUCUACAGUAGUGUUGUUUUUAAAGAUGCCUUGAUUCAACCAGGCAUACAUAAUUCCUGCUAUGGAGAAUGUACAGUAGUUCUCAGCUACAUUGCAGACGUGGUUGACCUUGUUUUAAACUUUAUUGCUCCAGUUACAGCCAUUGUACUUCUAUAUAUGAGAGUGUUUGUGGUGGCUGUGUCUCAGGCUCAUGCCAUGCGCUCUCACACUGCAGCUGUCACACAUCAGCAUUCAGUAACAGUAGGUAGAAUGAAAUCUGAGUUGAAAGCAGCCAGGACUCUGGGUGUUCUUGUAGUGGUGUUUCUAAUGUUUUAUUGCCCGUUUUAUUGUGUUGCUCUUGCAUGGACCAGCCUUUCUGUUGUCAAUUUUGUGUUUGUCAUGUUUUAUUUGAACUCCUGUCUAAACCCUGUGAUCUAUGCUCUGUUCUAUCCCUGGUUCAGAAAGGCUAGUAAACACAUCAUCACUCUGCAGAUACUGCAGCCUGGCUCCUGUGAGUUCAGCAUGUCGUCGUAA